Dipodomys spectabilis (banner-tailed kangaroo rat) is the source of this 1083-nucleotide messenger RNA. RefSeq names its product vomeronasal type-1 receptor 4-like. The transcript is spliced from 2 exons. Gene Ontology annotation, cellular component: membrane. Lineage: Eukaryota; Metazoa; Chordata; Mammalia; Rodentia; Heteromyidae. Gene Ontology annotation, biological process: G protein-coupled receptor signaling pathway. The coding region runs from base 1 to 1083 and encodes 360 amino acids. Gene Ontology annotation, molecular function: pheromone receptor activity. The record is from RefSeq and is a predicted model, not a curated record.
AUGACGAGCUUUAAGGCCUAUGGAUACUGUUCUUCUGUGCGUCAGGACCCAGCUGCUGAUGUGCUGUAUAUGGCCAUGCUCUCGUUGCCUGAUGUUCUAUGUCUGGGUCUCAUGCUCUGGGCCAGCACCUCCAUGCUUUUUAUCCUGUACAGACACAAGCAGAGAAUGAGACACAUCCAGAGGAUCAGCGUCUCCACCAGAGCCUCUCUCGAGUCCAGAGCUACCAUAAUCAUCCUCUUCCUGUUGAGCGCCUUUGUCUCCUGUUAUACCAUGUCCUGCAUCUACUUGAUUCUUAGGCACUUAAUUGUAGCCAACUUCCUAAGUCUUCUGUGUAGGAGUGUUCCCCAAACCAUGGUGGCUUGGGGCUGGAGAAAUUUCUUCAAUGAUGUGGGGUGCAAAAUGGUCUUCUAUCUUUACCGAGUGGGCAGGGGGGUGGCGAUAGGUAGCACUUGCUCCCUCAGCAUCUUCCAGGCUGUGAGCAUCAGCCAGGGGGACUCCAAGUGGGCAGGGCUGAAGGGGAGAGCCCACAAGCACAUUGUUUCCACCGUCUACCUCAGUUGGGGGGUCUUCCUCCUGGUGAAUAUUGUUUUUCCCAUGCACAUGACCGGACCCAAAGAGCACGACAACAUGACGAUCUUAAAGGCCUAUGGAUACUGUUCUUCCGUGCGUCACGAUCCAGCUGCUGAUGUGCUUUAUGUGACCAUGCUCUCAGUGCCUGAUGUUCUAUGUUUGGGGCUCAUGCUCUGGGCUAGCACCUCCAUGCUCUUAGUCCUGUACAGGCACAAGCAGAGAAUGCGACACAUCCAGAGGACCAGUGUCUCCACCAGAGCCUCUCCCGAGUCCAGAGCUACCAUAAGCAUCCUCCUCCUGGUGAGCGCCUUUGUCUCCUUUUACACUGUGUCCUGCAUCUGUCAGAUUUGCUUGUCUGUGAUUUACAACCCCAGCCCUGUGUUGCACCAUAUGGCGGCAUUUGCUAUGGGCUGUUUCCCAGCCCUCAGCCCUUUCCUACUCAUGAGCGGACACUCCACUCCCUGCAGCCUCCUCUUCACCUGCACAAAGAAGAAGAAAGUGGUCCUCCCCUGA